UACAGCUUCCCACUCAAAAAAGCCAGUGCAGUGUCUGAGAAAAGCUAAGCUAUGAAACCCCAAUCGCUUUGCAUCUUUUUUCUUCUCCAUUCCUUCGCUUUGCUAUGCACGGCGGCGUCGGAGCAUGAAGCUCCGGGCACCGGCGGAACCAUCGUUUUCACUACACUUGGCCGAUCAAAUUACGCUUGGGACAUCUAUACUCUUCCAACUUCCGACCCACCAAGUCCUUCCAAUGAACUUCGGGUUACCGACGGCGAAUCUGUCAACUUCAACGGCCACUUCCCGUCGACCUCACCGUCCUCUGUUCUCUCUCUGCUACAUAACCGAAGCCUAAUUCGAACCCCAGGUCCACAAGCUCCGCCGCCCCUCCAGCUCGUCUACGUGACGGAACGCAACGGGAUGCCGAAUAUUUACUACGACGCGCUUUAUUACGGUGCGCCGGGAAGUACUAGAUCGAGAUCGGCACUUGAAGUUCCCGUCCGACUUCAGGCUCCGUUGUUGGGUUUAGAAGAAAGCAAGAAUCGGGUUUCAAUGAAAGAUAGGCCGAGUUUGAGUGGUGAGAAUUUGAUUUACGUGUCAACUCAUGAGGACCCAGGUGAACCCAGGACGAGUUGGGCUGCUGUGUACUCGACUCAUUUAGGAACCGGGUUGACUCGACGACUCACUCCUUCUGGAAUCGCCGACUUUAGCCCCGCCGUGUCUCCGUCUGGGGUUUGGACAGCUGUGGCUUCGUAUGGGAAAGAAGGGUGGGGUGGGGAAGUGGAAGAACUGAGUACUGAUAUUUAUGUUUUCUUGACUCGUGAUGGGACUCACCGAGUCAAGGUUGUUGAACACGGUGGGUGGCCGUGUUGGGUUGAUGACUCAACUCUAUACUUCCAUAGGAGAAGUGAAGACCAGUGGAUAAGCGUUUACAAAGCAACUUUCCCUAAAGACAAACCCGUUUCUACCGAGUUGGUGACGAUUCAGCGAGUCACACCACCGGGUCUCCACGCUUUCACACCAGCUACAUCCCCAGGUAACCAUAAGUUCAUAGCAGUAGCUACAAGAAGACCCAAUUCAAGUUUUCGCCACAUAGAACUGUUUGACACUGUUAAAAACGAGUUUACUGAGCUAACUCGGCAUGUUUCUCCUACAACCCAUCACUUAAACCCGUUCAUAUCACCCGACUCAGCCCGAGUUGGGUACCAUAAGUGUAGGGGAGAAAGUAAUGGAGCAAAAGCUACUCAAUUAUUGCUUGAAAAUGUUAAAAGCCCAGUGCCGAAUCUCUCUCUUUUCAGAAUGUACGGUUCAUUCCCAUCUUUCUCACCCGCGGGUGACCGAAUAGCCUACGUGGAUUUCCCCGGUGUUUAUGUAGUGAACCGGGACGGUUCAAACCUGCGCCAGGUUUUCCACUUGAAUGCUUUUGGAAGCGCUUGGGACCCGGUCCGAAAGGGAAUUGUAUACACAAGUGCUGGACCGGAGUUUUCAAGUGUGAGUACUGAAGUUGAUAUUGUAUCCAUCAACGUUGAUGAUGUUGAGCAAUCAAAUUAUAAAAGGUUGACCAUAGAUGGUAAGAACAAUGCAUUUCCCUCGCCGUCACCCGACGGGAAACGGAUCGUAUUCAGGUCGGGUCGGUCGGGUCACAAGAACUUGUAUAUAAUGGAUGCAAUCGAAGGGGAGACGAGUUGGAUUGAAAGACUAACAGAUGGUCCAUGGACGGAUACAAUGUGUAAUUGGUCACCAGAUGGUGAUUGGAUUGCAUUUUCUUCGGAUCGACAUGAUCCAGGGUCAGGUAGUUUCGAGUUAUAUAUGAUUCACCCGAACGGUACCGGGUUAAGAAGGUUGCUUAGGAGCGGUUCAUCCGGACGGGUCAACCACCCGUCAUUUCGUCCGGAUGGGAAGUUAUUGGUAUUCACUACGGAUUACGGUGGAAUAUCAGCAGAGCCAAUCUCAAACCCACAUCACUACCAACCAUAUGGUGAGAUAUUCACGAUGAAAUUGGACGGUUCUGAUUUGAAGAGGCUGACCCACAAUUCUUAUGAAGAUGGGACCCCUACGUGGGCCCCAUUGUACAUCAAUCCAGUUGACGUGGAAUGGCCGAGGAAGGGCGAAUGUGCAUUUGAGGAUUGUCAUUGGCUGAAUGAAAUGCCAGGGCGUGGAAUCAAGUUGGUCGGACCAUGGGGGUUAGCCAAGCCCCAAUGCGGUGUAUUCUAAAUUUGUAUGGUGUAAUUAUGUGUUUUGGAGUAUUGUAAAUUUGUAUGGCGUACCUAAUCUUUGUUUUCUUUUUCUUGGACUAGAUAGUAGCGAAGGAAAUAAUGAGCAUAUGUAUGCCCCUUCCCCAUGUAAUUAUCUUGUGGAAUCUGUAAAGGUGGACAUUCUAUUCCACUCCUAAUAUAAAUUUCACUGGUCUUAAAUGGUUGGGUUGGGUUA
Gossypium raimondii (Peruvian cotton) is the source of this 2409-nucleotide messenger RNA. RefSeq lists its product as hypothetical. The transcript has a single exon. Bases 52 to 2193 code for a protein of 713 amino acids. NCBI's taxonomy places the organism in Eukaryota, Viridiplantae, Streptophyta, Magnoliopsida, Malvales, Malvaceae. The record is from RefSeq and is a predicted model, not a curated record.